Molecule: messenger RNA, 3610 nt
Organism: Linum trigynum
Lineage: Eukaryota; Viridiplantae; Streptophyta; Magnoliopsida; Malpighiales; Linaceae
Source: the annotation of a GenBank genome assembly
GACCGCCAAAGACCGAGUCAUUCACAUUAUCGGGUCAUACUCAAUUCCCUUAUGAAAACAUUGCAAUUUACCCUUCCUAACCCUAGUGAUUACUGCCAUAACCCCCCAUUCGACUUCGUCGUCCUCUUUUCUCCAACAGAGCAGCAGGUGCUCUGCAUUCUGCCCCCCCCCCCCCCCCCCCCCCCCCCCCCCCCCGUUCGAUCCAGCAGCCUCCCUCUUCCCCGACCCACCGGCGACUGCUAUCUCCCGACUUCCACCAGCGACUGCAAGCUCCCCUGCCUCCAUUGACGGUGAGCUCCCCAGCUCCGUCGCCUCCACCACCGACCGUGAGCUCCCCUGCCUCCAAUCCUCCACCAGUGACCGCGAGGCGCAAGCUCCGCUGCCUCCACCAUCGAUACGAGCAAGCCCCCUAUAUCUCAUAUCUCUCUAGUUUAUUUCCCGAAAAAAAAAAUGCAGGAGAAACCGAUGGACCUGAGUCCAUCCAUCAGACUAUCAGAUAAACCGUCCAAGAGUGUUGGACCCGCUGCUGCGUUGGCGCCCCCUAAACCACGCCACCGGCAGAGCUAAAUAUUCCCCCCAAAAGCUUUCCCCUUUAAAUACAAGACGCAUCCAAUUCUCAUUCCUCUCAAAAACUUUUCCACCGAAUCCACAGUCCCCAAUCGGCGGUUCUUGCGUCCUUCGCUUCGCUUCGCUUGGAACCUCUUCCUAAUUCCGGCGGAGAUGAGGCUGCUGAAGUUAGCCACCUGCAAUUUGAAUCAAUGGGCGAUGGACUUCAACUGCAAUUUGAAGCACAUAAAGGAGUCGAUUACCGAAGCUAAACAAGCCGGCGCCGUCAUUCGCCUAGGCCCCGAGCUCGAGGUCACCGGCUACGGCUGCGAAGAUCACUUUCUCGAGCUCGAUACUGUCACCCACUCAUGGGAAUGCUUGAAGGAGAUUCUGGUCGGAGAUUGGACCGACGGAAUAUUGUGCAGUAUAGGCAUGCCCGUGCUCAAAGGCUCCGAGCGGUAUAACUGUCAAAUUCUGUGCAUGAACCGAAAGAUUCUGAUGAUCCGCCCGAAAAUGUGGCUGGCAAACGACGGCAAUUACAGGGAGCUCCGGUGGUUCACUGCCUGGAAGCAAAGGGAUCAACUGCAUGACUUUGUGCUCCCGCCAGACAUUUCAGAGGCCAUCUCCCAGAAAUCGGUGCCAUUUGGAUAUGGGUUCAUUCAAUUUCAAGACACAGCUGUUGCUGCUGAAGUUUGUGAGGAGCUUUUUACACCGGUUAGACCUCAUGAUGAGCUCGCACUCAAUGGUGUUGAGGUGUUUAUGAAUGCAAGUGGAAGUCACCACCAACUGAGAAAGCUUGAUAUCCGUCUUGAGGCUUUUAUGGGUGCUACUACUCGUGGAGGAGUAUAUAUGUAUAGUAAUCACCAAGGAUGUGAUGGUGGCCGCCUUUAUUAUGAUGGAUGCUCUGCCAUUGUUGUAAAUGGAGAAAUUAUCGCCCAAGGCUCACAGUUUUCCUUGAAAGAUGUUGAGCUUGUGGUUGCUCAAGUGGAUCUUGAUGCUGUGGCUAGCCUAAGAGGAUCCACAAGUAGUUUCCAAGAGCAAGCCAGCUGUAAAACUAGUGUGCCUUCUGUAGCAGCACCUUACAGUCUAUGUCAGCCAUUUAACCUGAAAGCGACUCUUUCUAGCCCCAUGAAGAUCAACUAUCACUGUCCCGAGGAGGAAAUCGCGUUUGGACCUGGUUGCUGGCUAUGGGACUAUUUGAGAAGAAGUGGAGCUUCUGGAUAUUUGCUUCCUCUGUCUGGCGGAGCAGAUAGUUCGUCAGUAGCUGCAAUAGUUGGAUGCAUGUGUCAACUUGUUGUAAAAGAGAUUGCAAAUGGAGACGAGCAAGUCAAAGCUGAUGCAAUGCGCAUUGGACACUACACUGAUGGCCAGUUUCCCACAGACAGCAAAGAAUUUGCAAAGCGCAUCUUUUAUACCGUGUAUAUGGGAACUGAAAAUAGUUCUGAUGCGACAAGAACCCGGGCAAAGGUUCUUGCAGAUGAGAUAGGUUCAUGGCAUCUAAACGUUUCAAUAGAUGGUGUUGUAUCUGCAUUCCUUUCCUUGUUCCAAACUCUUACCGGGAAACGACCAUGCUAUAAGGUGGAUGGGGGUUCUAACAUUGAGAACCUAGGCCUCCAGAAUAUCCAAGCUAGAAUAAGAAUGGUUCUAGCAUUCAUGUUAGCCUCACUCCUACCAUGGGUUCACAAUAAACCGGGAUUCUAUCUUGUUUUGGGUAGCUCCAAUGUAGAUGAAGGGUUGCGAGGCUAUUUAACCAAGUAUGAUUGCAGCUCAGCAGAUAUAAAUCCAAUUGGAAGCAUAAGCAAGAUGGAUCUUAGGUCAUUUCUAAAGUGGGCUGCCAAACAUCUUGGUUAUUCAUCCUUGGCCGAAAUCGAAGCAGCUCCACCAACAGCAGAACUUGAGCCUAUACGCUCAAAUUACAGCCAGCUUGAUGAAGUGGACAUGGGAAUGACAUACGAGGAGCUCUCGGUAUAUGGCAGACUGCGAAAGAUAUACCGGCUUGGUCCAGUGUCGAUGUUCAAGAAUCUUUGCUUCAGAUGGGGAUCAACAUUAACCCCAUCAGAAGUGGCCGAAAAAGUGAAGCACUUCUUCAAGUACUAUUCAAUCAACCGUCACAAAAUGACUGUCUUGACUCCAUCAUACCACGCUGAGAGUUACUCGCCGGAGGACAACAGGUUCGACCUCCGCCAGUUUCUGUACAACGUGAGGUGGCCUUAUCAGUUCCGGAAGAUCGACGAGCUCGUCGAGGAGGUGAACGGUGACAAAGUUGCCUUUGAAGAAGGGAGCCAGGAAGGGAAGUCGGUAGGGAUGGGAGUUGUUGCUGCUGGCGCUGGAGAUCCCAAGGCCGGGUUGUAAUAGGGGAGGCAGCCAAGCCAUUUGUCUUUCAUUCAUUCUUGUUGGCCUUUGUAAAUUAUCAUAAUCUCCCGCCGUUGGAAAGUUCUGCAACUGACGUAACCUGUAAGCGGGCGUGCUUUGGGAUAACCCAUUGUAAUAUUUUGCGUCACAAUAAAGUAGCAUAAUGUUCUUUUUAGUCAAGUUCCUUGUUAGAGCGAAGGCGUUAGCCAUUUAGCUGUUUGACGGUCAUUAGCUUUCGCGCAGAAAAUUCAGUUCACCUUUGUAUAUUGCUUGUAUGAUGACGAUGAAGACGAGUCGUUCGACAGCCUUAAGAUGACGACUCGAGUGCAGUUUGUGUUUUACUCUGCUGAACAGGUGCGGGACUUCCAUGCCGACUUCUGGGGAAAUGAGCAACGUUCGAGGAAUGAUGAAGCAGGAUGCUGGUUGGAAAGUGGGAAAGGAACUUCUCCUCUCUAAACAGCAGACCAUAGUUAAACCAAAAUGGACAUUAACCGUGAAAUACUACCAUACGAUUAGCUUCAACUGAACUUAACAAAAAAAGGAUUAUGUUUGCCACUUUGAAUGUACUGAAGGAACCAAAGAAGAAGAGAAGAAAAACAGGCCAGGAGAUACCGGGGAAAUGGAGGAAAAUUCUCUCACCAAGCCUGUUUUUCUGGUAGCUUGUACUAGAAGCCUGUUUUUCUGCCCGUUGAAAUAAAGUAUUUUACUCUAA